Neltuma alba is the source of this 1334-nucleotide messenger RNA. RefSeq names its product aquaporin NIP6-1. The record is from RefSeq and is a predicted model, not a curated record. Bases 94 to 1011 code for a protein of 305 amino acids. Gene Ontology annotation, molecular function: channel activity. Gene Ontology annotation, biological process: transmembrane transport. The transcript has 5 exons. Gene Ontology annotation, cellular component: membrane. Lineage: Eukaryota; Viridiplantae; Streptophyta; Magnoliopsida; Fabales; Fabaceae.
CAUUCCACAGAGACAAACAAUUAGAAACCAAAUCCUCCAAGCCAUCUCUCUCUCUCUCUCUCUCUCUGUGGGUGUUGUGUGGUGUUUGGAGAGAUGGAUAAUGAGGAGAUUCCUUCAGCACCUACAACACCAGGGACUCCUGGUGGGCCUCUUUUUGGAGGUUUCAAGUCUGAGAGAAGUAAUGGGAAUGGCUAUGUAAGGAAGAAAUCACUUCUUAACAAAUGUAAGUGUUUCAAUGUUGAAGAAUGGAAUGUAGAAGAAGGAGCUUUGCCCACAGUCUCUUGUUCAUUGCCACCCCCUCCUGUCCCUCUUGCAAGAAAGGUAGGAGCUGAGUUCAUAGGCACUCUGAUUCUAAUGUUUGCUGGGACAGCCGCUGCUAUAGUGAACCAGAAGACACAGGGCGCCGAGACUCUUAUCGGCUGCGCCGCCACCACUGGUCUCGCCGUCAUGAUAGUCAUCCUCUCCACCGGCCACAUCUCCGGCGCUCAUCUCAACCCCGCCGUCACUAUCUCCUUUGCUGCACUAAAGCACUUCCCAUGGAAACAUGUUCCAGUGUACAUCGGAGCUCAAGUACUGGCGUCAAUAUGUGCAGCAUUUGCACUGAAGGGGAUAUUUCAUCCCUUCAUGAAUGGAGGAGUCACUGUUCCUUCUGCAGGAUAUGGCGAAGCCUUUGCUUUGGAGUUCAUCAUCAGUUUCAACCUCAUGUUCGUCGUCACCGCCGUAGCCACCGACACAAGAGCCGUUGGAGAACUUGCGGGAAUCGCAGUGGGAGCCACGGUCAUGCUCAACAUCCUUAUCGCAGGGCCAGCAACAGGAGGGUCAAUGAACCCAGUGAGAACACUAGGGCCAGCAAUAGCAGCAAAUAACUACAGAGCCAUUUGGGUAUAUCUCAUAGCUCCCAUUCUUGGAGCUCUCAGUGGAGCAGGCACUUACACUCUGGUGAAGCUCACUGAUGAACAAGAAGAAGAGGCCAAGGUCACAACUUCUGCCCCUGGCAGCUUCAGAAGAUGACCAUGUUCUCAACAUCAUGCAUGCCACCCAAUAAUAAACAACUAAACAAGUGGGCAUUGAGAAUUUGUAAUCCUUGGUUCCUGCCCAUAUAAUAUAUACAAUUUUAGUUGAGCAGGAAUGUGUGUGAGGAGAUAGAUUCUUGUAAUGUUUUAAGCCAAAAAAGAGUGGUGUGAGUGAUACAUGUCUAUAUACUGUAUUGUCUUUUCUUUUUGUGAUCAAUGAAUCAACCAAUGAAUGAAGCUAGAUUUCAUCUAGUUGGGGCAUUCUUGUUUAGAGUCUGAUUCCUAACAUUAUCUUACAAAAUAACCAAUUUGCUUACUGAA